Molecule: messenger RNA, 2833 nt
Organism: Cuculus canorus (common cuckoo)
Lineage: Eukaryota; Metazoa; Chordata; Aves; Cuculiformes; Cuculidae
Product: natural killer cells antigen CD94
Exons: 6
Coding region: 140-841 (233 amino acids)
Source: RefSeq, a predicted model, not a curated record
ACAGAGCCAGCUUCCUCCGUGGUUUCGCUGGAAAUGCUGAAAUGUGAACAAGUCCCAUCACUUCAGAACUGUUCUGGCUGCAGUGUGCCCCUACUCACAAAGUACUGCUAUUGCAGGAAAGAAGUGUGACGAGUUGGAGAUGGAGGAUGAGGAAGGCUACACUGCUUUAAAUUUACGACCUUCAGCUUCAAUUAUUACCUCUGGAUAUUCUAGCAGCAGAAAACGUUCUGUAUUUGAGGCUCCAUACAGUUGUAUUACUGUAGACAGAGCUUCUGCCUCAUCUUCUGUAUGGCGGCCAGUGGCGUUUGCUUUCCUCGCUUUGUGCCUGGUGCUGCUGACUGGGCUGAUAGCUCUGCUGGCCCUGUUUUUUCAGGUAUCCAAGGAUCCUGAGGAUGGAAAGAAGCUGCAAGAAAUGAGGGAAGCCUUGUGUUUUGAAGGGAAGGAGAAAAAUGAAACAAAAUGUGAUCUCUGCCCAGCGAGCUGGCGAAACAGUGGAGCUGACAGCUGCUUCUACAUUUCAAAGCAGAAGAAGACAUGGAAGGAAAGCCAGGAAUUCUGUUUCUCAAGAAACUCCACUCUUCUUGUGCUGAAAGACAAAGAAAAGAUGGUUUCCUUGCCACAGGAUUCAAAGUUUUACUGGGUUGGAUUAUCAUACAUAUCUGAAAGGAGCAGCUGGUACUGGGAGGAUGGAACAGCUUUUUCAAAAGAGGAGACAAGUUGGGUUAUGCUAUAUGACAACAUCUUCUGUGCCUCCUUAUAUGGACGGAUUAUUUAUGCUAGCCCCUCCUGUUCAACAAAGCAAUUCUGGAUCUGUGAGAAAGUGACUGUUCAUUUCACCUAAGGAAGCACUUCAAGGAGGGCCGUGGGAUCUGCCACUGUGAGGCAUCAGCUUUUGGAACUGGAAGUUUAAAAUAUAUUUUUAUUUCUGUUUGUUUAUCACACAGUAUUCUCAGAAUGGUGACUCAAAAGAACAGGUCAUUAGAGAUCGAAUCUCUUUGUCUGCAUUUUCCUACUCGGGCUCACAAAGCAGUGAAAGGAAAAAGAACUGUGAAGCUGAAAACUGCAAGCCUAUGAAGCAACUUAAAAGAAUUAGCUACAGUCAAGCAAUGAUUCUUGUGUGACUCUCUAGGUUGACAACCACGCACUCUCAUUGAUCUACAUUCUUGAGCUUCCGUCAGCAUUUUAUGCUAAGAUCUGCCAGUCAUAAAGCAGUUCAAAUGCAUCCUUGAUGAUUUUACUCAUUGAAUUACUUACUGUGCACACCAACUACUGCCCAUAUAGAAUCAUCUUCCAGAGCAGUUUGCCUAGGCAUGCCUUCUUUCCUAAAUAUAUUCUUCCAACUGUUCCCCUGUUUGCAGGGAUAUAGAAAGAAUACAAGUCUCUAUUUACACAUAAAAAUCUUUGCAAAAAUUCAUUAAUAUUUAUAGGAGAAAAAGGAUAUUUGUGAGAAGACUACAGGGAAUCCCUGGAAGCAAUCUCUGUGAAAAGCAGAGUCAAGUGUUGUGGUUGGAUUAAAACAUUACCUGGAUAACUUCAGUGUUAUCACAACAUUAAUUGCUAUGGAAAUAACAAAGAGGAUAAUAAUUAUAUGCUCCAUUCAGAGCUGCACACAAUCAGUACUCAGACUGAUGUAGAAUCCAUUGUCACAGAUCUUACUUAAGCUCUUAUAUUAUAUCCACACUGAGAUCUCUGAAGCCCAAGGUGCACACUAUGCAUCCUGUAUUACCAAAACAUUUACACUAGUUCAUGCAUCUCUAAUCUUCCAGCUGCACAAUUCAUGUGAGAAUCCUGCAGAUUCACGUCGCUCUAAGUCUGCCUGGUCUUUCUGACAAUAUAUUCUACCCUUAACAGGAUCUUUCAGCUGGUAUCAUUUCAUCACUGGAGCAUGGUCAUUCACUCUGCCCCUGCCUUCGCUUGGUCAGGUUUUGUAUUUGUUUUGUGUUAAAUUAAAUAAACCUUCACUCAUAUGAAACAUCUGAGGCAGCAGAUGUCUUGCCAGCCUUUCAGAAUUUUUUCCCUUGAUAUCAUGACUUUAAUACACCCUAUGUUCUCUGGAUAAAAGAACUUCCAGAGCAUAAAGGGGAGAGUGCACAGCACCGUCCAGAAAGAGCCAGCAAGCCGUGAGUUGAGCUUUGCAAAAAAAAAAAAAAUGUGCUCCUCUUGUAGUUGGGUGGUGCAGAGAAUUUGAGUUGCUAAAGAAAGUAUUAUCUAGUCUGUUUCUCACUUUCUAAAUUUUUCUGUAACUUCUCAGCAGCUUACUCUCCUUUACUAACCAUGAGGAAAAAACUGAAUUCCUAUUCUGUUCUGUAUGAAAUGAUCACUUUAGGUGGUAAUAUGAGAGUUCCUGUUCAGGAUCUGGAGAACCUUCUUGGGGUGAAAAUUCUCCAGCACCUUCUCAGAAAUGUGUGCUCUUAACAGUUCCCACAGCUGGUAUACCUUGGGAAAAAUUAUCUGGGCUCUGUUCCAGCAGACCACUGCCUUUCAAUUUCCAGACCCAAAAUAACACUUCAUAAAGCAAUGGUAGGAGUGACGUAACCACUAGUGAGGGACUAGUGCUAUUUUUAGCUUUGAUGAGGCUCCAUAUGUUUUUUACAUCGUUGAGCCGAAGGGGCAGGUGGGAGAAAGAUCCUUUGGAAUUGAAUUACGUGAGUGCUUAUGUUCUUCAAUAUUUUGUAUAGAUCUUUAUAAAAUUCAAAAUGACUAAGCAAAUUUUGUAAUAAUACGUGAUUGUUCAAAAAAGCUUUAUGAUAUUUCAAAAAAUUCUGUACAUGAGAGUUUUUAACAAGAUGGUGUGAGGUUUCUUUCUAGGAUUGAUUUGUCCUCCAAGUAAAGC